This is a messenger RNA of Rana temporaria (common frog), 1872 nucleotides long. RefSeq names its product ceramide synthase 3 (gene CERS3). Gene Ontology annotation, biological process: ceramide biosynthetic process. Lineage: Eukaryota; Metazoa; Chordata; Amphibia; Anura; Ranidae. The transcript is spliced from 12 exons. The record is from RefSeq and is a predicted model, not a curated record. Gene Ontology annotation, molecular function: DNA binding; sphingosine N-acyltransferase activity. Gene Ontology annotation, cellular component: membrane. Bases 145 to 1263 code for a protein of 372 amino acids.
UGCUUGUCUACAGCCGAGAGUGUCCGCCCUGUCACUGCAUACAUUACCUGGGAAUUUGUACUCACCUGCGGUCAUUACCUGGAACCAGAGACGGGAAGCUGCUGGGAGGAGAAAGUUGCUCAUGAAGGAAAAAAGUCGGUGGUGAUGUCGGUGUCGGUGUCGGAUUGGUUCUGGUGGGAUCGGAUCUGGUUGCCGUGUAAUUAUACAUGGAAGGAUCUGGAGAACGAUGAGGGGACCGGAGCCGUGUCCCCCGCCCAGCUCUAUGUCACCUUACCGCUGGCCCUGGCCUUCAUCCUCCUCCGACUCUUCUAUGAGAGGGCCAUUGCUACACCUGUGGCCAGAGCCAUGGGGAUAAAGAGCGAAGUCCGACUAAAAGCACCAUUUAAUCCAAUCCUGGAAGACCAUUAUGUCACCGCCUCCAAACACCCAUCUCAAGCGGACGUUUAUGGUUUGGCAAAGAAGGUCAACCGUACAACAUUGCAAGUGGAGCGAUGGUUCAGGAGGAGACGGAAUCAAGACCGGCCUGCCGUGAUGAAGAAAUUCCAGGAAUCCUGCUGGAGGUUCGGCUUCUACCUGUGCGCUUUGAUUGGAGGAGUCGCCGUCCUGUAUGAUAAACCCUGGUUUUAUGAUGUGUGGGAAGUGUGGGUAGGCUACCCGAAACAGGAAGUGCUAACAUCCCAGUACUGGUACUAUGUGUUAGAGCUGAGCUUUUAUUGGGCCCUGCUGUUCAGUGUCGCCUUUGAUGUCAGAAGAAAGGACUUCAAUGUACAAGUUGUUCAUCACUGUGCAACCAUCUUUUUGCUGAACUUUUCCUGGUCUGUCAAGUAUAUCCGAGUGGGAACGCUGACUAUGUUGGUGCAUGAUGUCUCCGACGUCUUGCUGGAGGCUGCGAAAAUGUGCAGUUAUGCUCAGUGGAAGAAGUCAUGUAAUGUGCUGUUCGGUGUAUUCGCCCUGGUGUUCGCUGUCAGCCGACUCGUUGUCUUCCCUUUUUGGAUUAUUUAUGCCACAACGGUCUAUCCCUUGUAUUACUGCCCACGAUUUUUCCUCUACUACUUCUUCAACAUGGUCAUGUUUAUACUGCAGUUCCUUCAUAUAUACUGGGCAUAUCUCAUCUUCAAGAUGGUGCAAAAGAUGCUUUCUGGAAAUAUGUCUGGUGAUGAUCGCAGCGAUAACGAAGAAAACGACAGCGAGGAAAACGAGGACCAGUCAUUGAGCAAUGGGGACGGCAAGAAGCCCAUAGUAAAUGGCCAACACGACCAUUAAUUGCCAACGCCACUGUGCGCAGACGUGCAGAGAAAGGGUUAAAAAUGAGAACUUGAUUAUCUGCAUUGGUUUUUCCAGGACAGACACUAAGCAGGGGAGAGGGGCAGGGGGGGGGGCUUUGCAGCUGGAAGAAGCACUAUUCAUCAGGAAGUGGAUGGUCCUGAUGGGACCAACUGCGUUCCAGAGGCGACACAAGCCAAAAAUCCAGUCCCAACCAUAAACUAACACAAGAAAACAAAAAUGUAAUGAAGACCCUGUUCUGCGUACAUGAAGCAGCAAAUAAGAAAAAAAAACAUAAAACCUUUUGUCCUGCUACAGAAAAAGAAGAACACAUUACGGCCUCCUCUGGAAGUACAAAGGACACGUAAAGAGUGUGUGAGGGAUGAUAACCAAGUUCCUUGCUGCUUUCCAGACUGUUCUGAUUACAUCUGGUGACAACCAAAGAAGUUUUCGGAGACCUUGUUGGGGUUGGCUCAGAACAAAGUUGUCCCUAAAUGCACCAGGGACACAGCGACCGCCACCGCCCCCCCUUAACGAGUCACAGAGUAUUCUUCACCCACAUCAAGGGGUUAACUUCGCAGCGUUCCGAAAAGAAAGAAAAAAAACUAU